GCCCAUAGAGAGCUCGCUUUCUGCUUCGACUCUCUCUCUCUCUGCGUCCAAAAAAUGGAGCCUCUGCAAUCUCACCGCGUCGAAAUGCUGAGCAUCGCCGUCGCCGUCGUCGUCGUCGGAGCUGGUACCGCCUACUAUUUCUACCUCCAGAAGAAACCUAAAGGCUGUCUUGAUCCCGAGAACUUCAAGGAGUUUCAGCUUGUCAAGAGGACGCAGCUCAACCGCAAUGUCGCUAAGUUUAGAUUCGCUCUUCCUACUCCGAGUUCAGUCUUGGGGCUUCCGAUUGGACAGCAUAUGAGUUGCAGAGGAAAGGAUAGUGUCGGUGAAGAAGUUAUAAAGCCUUACACUCCGACCACUUUGGAUUCUGAUGUUGGAUGCUUUGAGCUAGUUAUCAAGAUGUAUCCCCAAGGAAGGAUGUCCCACCAUUUCCGGGAAAUGCGUGAAGGUGAUCACUUGGCUGUGAAGGGGCCUAAGGGUCGCUUCAAGUAUCAACCUGGCCAAGUGAGGGCUUUUGGGAUGCUCGCUGGAGGUACUGGCAUUACUCCAAUGUUUCAGGUCGCCAGAGCCAUAUUAGAAAAUCCUCAUGACAAGACCAAGAUUCACCUCAUUUAUGCCAAUGUCACAUACGAGGACAUCCUUUUGAAGGAAGAGCUGGAUAAUUUUGCCCAGAGUUUUCCUGAUCAGUUCCAUGUCUAUUAUGUCUUGAAUCAGCCGCCAGAAAUAUGGGACGGUGGCGUUGGUUUCGUAUCUAAAGAGAUGAUUCAAAUUCACUGCCCUGCACCAGCCAGUGACAUUCAGGUGUUGAGGUGCGGACCACCACCGAUGACCAAAGCGAUGGCUGCUUACCUCGAUGAGCUUGAAUACACAUCCAAGAUGCAGUUCAAGUUUUAGGUACACGGCACUCCACCACUCCAUCUGUUUGUAGCGUCAAAGCCUAUUACAAGAUUCAUCUCAGGUUGAUCAUCGAUUAGGUUAUGGACUGCAUGAUAGCAUUGCUGAAGUUGGCUCAGUACUUCAGCAAUUAAAAAUUCUUGUCUUGUUGAUGCAGUCUUCCAGUGAUUAACUUUCAUCGUUCUUAAAGCAGUGUUUCCGUUAACCCGUGGCAACUCGGGCACCCUUGUGGGAAAUCCUCUUUACGCUUAUUUUGGAGAACUUUUGGAUUAUGGAAUAAAGAGAUCCUUAUCUUACAGUUCA
Messenger RNA from Rhodamnia argentea, 1194 nucleotides. Its product is annotated as NADH--cytochrome b5 reductase 1-like. The record is from RefSeq and is a predicted model, not a curated record. The coding region runs from base 55 to 891 and encodes 278 amino acids. Gene Ontology annotation, biological process: electron transport chain. Gene Ontology annotation, molecular function: cytochrome-b5 reductase activity, acting on NAD(P)H. The transcript is spliced from 9 exons. NCBI's taxonomy places the organism in Eukaryota, Viridiplantae, Streptophyta, Magnoliopsida, Myrtales, Myrtaceae.